Molecule: messenger RNA, 908 nt
Organism: Myotis davidii
Lineage: Eukaryota; Metazoa; Chordata; Mammalia; Chiroptera; Vespertilionidae
Gene: CALB2
Product: calbindin 2
Exons: 11
Coding region: 54-908 (284 amino acids)
Biological process (GO): regulation of presynaptic cytosolic calcium ion concentration; regulation of long-term synaptic potentiation
Cellular component (GO): terminal bouton; cytosol; dendrite
Molecular function (GO): calcium ion binding
Source: RefSeq, a predicted model, not a curated record
GCUCAGUGCGCAGGGAGAGCCCGGUGUCGCCCGAGGUCUCCGAGCCGCUCGCCAUGGCUGGCCCGCAGCAGCAGCCCCCUUACCUGCACCUGGCCGAGCUGACGGCGUCCCAGUUCCUGGAGAUCUGGAAGCACUUUGACGCAGACGGAAAUGGGUAUAUCGAAGGUAAAGAACUAGAAAACUUCUUCCAAGAGCUGGAGAAGACAAGAAAAGUCUCUGGCAUGACGUCCAAGAGUGACAGCUUGGGGGAGAAGAUGAAGGCGUUCAUGCAGAAGUAUGACAAGAACUCGGAUGGGAAAAUCGAGAUGGCGGAGCUGGCGCAGAUCCUGCCCACCGAGGAGAGCUUCCUGCUCUGCUUCCGGCAGCACGUGGGCUCCAGCGCGGAGUUCAUGGAGGCCUGGCGAAAGUACGACACAGACCGAAGCGGCUACAUUGAAGCCAACGAGCUCAAGGGGUUCCUGUCGGACCUGCUGAAGAAAGCCAACCGGCCGUAUGAUGAGCCCAAGCUCCAGGAGUACACCCAAACCAUACUGCGGAUGUUUGACUUGAAUGGCGACGGCAAACUGGGCCUCUCGGAGAUGUCCCGACUCUUGCCUGUACAGGAAAACUUCCUGCUUAAAUUUCAGGGCAUGAAGCUGACCUCAGAGGAGUUCAACGCCAUCUUCACAUUUUACGACAAGGACGGCAGCGGCUACAUUGACGAGAACGAGCUGGAUGCCCUUCUCAAGGACCUGUACGAGAAAAACAAGAAGGAGAUGAACCUGUUCAGUACCCAAAUGCCCAGUUCUUGCUUCCAUCCCCUUUCAGCCCGAGACCCUCCAGGUGGCCCUUCCUGUUCGUGGCCCUGGUUAGUGUCUCCUGGGACUCCAGGAAGAAUUUGGGGUAUAUUCUCUCCUUUUGCUCAGUGA